AUGUCUCUUCACGCUUUCAGUAACGCCGUCGCCGCAAACGCCCGCCGGUUGAGCGAGCUGCUCCGUCAACCGUACGACAUGUACAAGGGCGGCUUCGUGGACCAGUACACCAUGGGCCUCAUCAACCAGCUCGCGCAGGCCAUGGACGACGCCGUCACGCAGGAGGUCACGAACCACCUGUUCCAAAUGCCCGAGCACCGGUUCGGAAUGGAUCUAGCGGCGAUCAACAUGCAGCGAGGCCGCGAGCACGGCCUGCCCAGCUACAACGGCUUCCGCGAGUUCUGCGGCCUGCCGCGCGUCACCGACUUCUUCGAGCUGAAUACCGUCAUGAGCAACAACACGGCCUCCGCCUACAGCGACGUUUACGGGCACCCGGACGACAUGGACCUCUGGUCUGGCGUCGUCUCCGAGAAGCCGCUGGAUGGCUCCAUGGUCGGCCCCACGCUGGCCUGCCUCAUCGCCGAGCAGCAGUUCCGCGUGCUGAAGGAGGGCGACCGCUUCUGGUUUGAGAACCAGGGCUUGCCCAGCUCCUUCACGCCGGAACAAAUUGACGCAAUUCAUCAGGUGAAGCUGAGUAACAUCAUCUGCGACAACUCGGACGGCAUCGAGAAGCUGCAGGUGUACCUGAUGGUGCUCCCCGACCCCAAGAUUAACCCGGUGGUCUCGUGCGCCACCCUGCCGCGGCUGGACCUCUCGCUCUGGAGGGACGUAGCCGGCGCCGGCGUGCACCAGCGGAAGUAGACCGGCCAGGGCGGCGGCCGUCGCGGCAGGCCCCCCGGCAAGACCGUAGGAGUCGCGGGUCACGCGCUGCCGCUGCCGGCAGGCCGGAGCGGUGCGUUCUCACGCGACGGGCCCGGCUGUGCCGAUCUAGCUGUUGGGGUCGACCCGAGCGAGGCUCAGUUCUGGAGGAGGCACGAGUGAUCGU
Molecule: messenger RNA, 925 nt
Organism: Pollicipes pollicipes
Lineage: Eukaryota; Metazoa; Arthropoda; Thecostraca; Pollicipedomorpha; Pollicipedidae
Product: eosinophil peroxidase-like
Exons: 6
Coding region: 1-741 (246 amino acids)
Biological process (GO): response to oxidative stress
Molecular function (GO): heme binding; peroxidase activity
Source: RefSeq, a predicted model, not a curated record